Oncorhynchus nerka (sockeye salmon) is the source of this 2592-nucleotide messenger RNA. RefSeq names its product homeodomain-interacting protein kinase 1-like. The coding region runs from base 1 to 2592 and encodes 863 amino acids. Gene Ontology annotation, molecular function: protein serine/threonine kinase activity; ATP binding; protein tyrosine kinase activity. Gene Ontology annotation, cellular component: cytoplasm; PML body; nucleus. Lineage: Eukaryota; Metazoa; Chordata; Actinopteri; Salmoniformes; Salmonidae. The transcript has 15 exons. The record is from RefSeq and is a predicted model, not a curated record. Gene Ontology annotation, biological process: peptidyl-threonine phosphorylation; intrinsic apoptotic signaling pathway in response to DNA damage by p53 class mediator; smoothened signaling pathway.
AUGAAUCUGGGUGUGGAUGCCCUGGGCUCGCAUGGCUACAUGUGGUCUGCGGUUGUGAGGCCGGUUGGACGUAUGUCGUCCCAGCUCCAGGUGUUCUCUGCUCCCUCCAGCUCCUCCAGCGCAUUUUGUCGUGUCAAGAAGAUGAAGGUGGAGAACUGUGUUUGGGACGCUUCCUCUGACUGCCCAUACGGUUCCGUGGGGGGACAGCAGGGAGUAGGGGGUUACUCCUUCACCCCUGCACUAGGCAUGGCAGUGCCCCCCUUCGCCCCCUCCGCGUUAGUGUUCCCUCCCGCCCCAGGCUCCCGUGGCCAGGUGGUGGUCAGACCAGCAGACAGCACGGGCAACCUCCCCCGGGGUUCCAGUCGCCGCCUCAACGACCAGUACACACACUCCUCACACACAAACUCUGAGACGGCCAGCAUGGGGAACGGGAUGCGACGACAGGGCCAGAAGAGGAAGAAUGACGAGAGGAGCUCUCUGCCCCUCCUCCCGUCUUCUCUACGCGUACAGGGGGGAGGAGGAGGAGGGGGUACGGGCCAGUCCAUCCCCCACUCGGCACCCACCACCAAGAGCUCCAGCUCCAGCGGAGAGGGGGACUACCAGCUGGUGCAACAUGAGAUUCUGUGUUCGGUCUCCUGUAGUUAUGAGGUGCUGGAGUUCCUGGGGAGGGGGACCUUCGGUCAGGUGACCAAGUGUUGGAAGAGGGGAACCAAUGAUAUCGUGGCCAUCAAGAUCCUCAAGAACCACCCCUCGUACGCACGACAGGGUCAGAUCGAGGUGGGCAUCCUGAACCGUCUGAGCGCGGAGAACGCCGACGACUUUAACUUUGUGCGUUCCUACGAGUGUUUCCAACACAAAGGCCACACCUGCCUGGUGUUUGAGAUGCUGGAGCAGAACCUGUAUGACUUCCUGAAGCACAGCAAGUUCAGCCCCCUGCCGCUACAACACAUCAGACCCAUACUGCAACAGGUGGCGACGGCGCUGAUGAAGUUGAAGUCUCUGGGUCUGAUCCAUGCUGACCUGAAGCCAGAGAACAUCAUGCUGGUGGAUCCACUCAGACAGCCCUACAGGGUCAAGGUCAUCGACUUCGGCUCAGCCUCACACGUCUCCAAGGCUGUCUGCUCAACGUACCUGCAGUCACGAUACUACAGGGCUCCAGAGAUCAUCCUGGGCUUGCCGUUCUGUGAGGCUAUAGAUAUGUGGUCUCUGGGCUGCGUUAUAGCUGAGCUGUUCCUGGGGUGGCCCCUGUACCCCGGGGCCUCGGAGUACGACCAGAUCCGGUACAUCUCCCAGACCCAGGGCCUGCCUGCAGAGUACCUGCUGAGUGCCGGCACCAAGACAAGCCGCUUCUUCAAGAGAGGACCUGACUCCAGCUACCCCGUCUGGAGAAUCAAGGCCCCUUCGGACCACGAGGCUGAGAUGGGCAUCAAGUCCAAGGAGGCUCGUAAAUACAUCUUCAACUGUCUGGACGACAUGAUGCAGGUCAACCUAUCGUCUCACCUGGAGGGGACGGACAUGCUUGCGGAGAAAGCUGAUAGGCGGGAAUUCAUCGACCUGCUGAAGCGGAUGCUUCGAUUGGACGCUGACAAGAGGAUCACGCCCACUAAGACGCUGGGUCAUCCCUUUGUCACCAUGAGUCACCUGCUGGACUUCCCUCACAGUUCCCAUGUGAAGUCUUGUUUUCAGAACAUGGAGCUUUGUAAACACAGGAGCUCAUCGUUCGACAACGACAACAACAACAAAACUCUCUUCUCCACCAACACUCUUCCUAGUGCUGCCACCGGCAACCUCACUGUCACCUUCAGCAGCCAGCUGAGCCAGCACAACCAGGUCCCGUCAGCAGGGGGCGCUGUUCCUCUCAUGAACUACCAGCCGGCCCUGUACCAGCAGGCCACCAUCAACAUCCCUGGUCUGGCCCAGCAGAGUGUCCCCGUGCAGGCACGCCCCACCGGCCUGGCCUGCCAGACUGAGCCCUUCCAGCAGACUCUCAUCGUCUGCCCACCAAACACCAUACAAGGUCUCCAGUCAUCCAAUAAGAGCUCUAGUUUCCCAGUGAGGAUGAACAGUUCAGCCCCCAUAGUGAACCAGAACCAAUCAACACAGCCACUGCAGCUGCAGCCUGCCAUGCUCACACAGGGCUCCUGCACACCCCUGAUGGUAGCCACCCUCCACCCCCCCCCCCCCACGGUAGCGGGCGUAGCCCCCCAGUACUCUGUUCCCCUGGGGCUGGGCUGUGAUGCUGGCCACCCCACUCUGCUGGAGCACACUGCCACCGUGCUGCAGGCUUGGCCCGCCGGCACCCAGCAGAUCCUCAUCCCGUCGUCAUGGCAGCCGGUUCCUGGCGUGGCCAUCCACGGCUCCGCCCACCAGACGGUUGUCGCGGAGUCUCCCGUAGAGACGCUCCAUCCGGACACAGCCCAGCACACAAACAGCUGGAGGGGGUCUCAGUACAGGGGAGUACUGCAGCAGAGUCAAUCGACCUCUGACCCUAGCCGGGGUCAGGCCACCCAGAGGUCACAGCAGGAGAGGAGCGGAGCUGGGAAGAGGGCCAAGGGUCGCCGCGGCAACAACAGAACCACCAGGUACAACUGA